AUGCAACCAUUUGUAGAACAACCACAAUUUUUACUUGAACCAAAAUCUUCAUUUUUAUUUGAAAAUCUUCCUGUUAAACUUGAAUGUAAAGCUAUUCGAACAAGACAAAUAUUUUUUAAUUGUGAUAAUAAAUGGGUACCUGAACAUGAACAUAUGAAAUCCAUUGAAACAAAUGAUAAAGGUAAUGUUAUUAUUAUAACAAUAAUUCAAUUAAAAGCAGAACAAGUUGAAUCAAAUACAUAUAAAUGUUUUUGUCAAGCAUGGUCAGCAACAGGUGGAACACUGAAAUCUCGAACAGCAACUAUUGAACUAGCUUACUUGGAUAAAAUAUUUGAAUGGGAACCAUUAAGAACCGAUAGUAUAAUUAAUAAAUCAGCUGAAUUACGUUGUCGUCCACCAAGUGGCAAUCCAUAUCCAAAAGUAACAUGGUUGAAAGAUAAUCAACUAGUUGAAAUAAAUCGUAAUGGUCGUUUUAUACUUUCAAAUGAAAAUUCUUUACUUAUUGCACAAGUAAAAAAAAGUGAUGCAGGAAAUUACACAUGUGUUGCAACAAAUAUUGCUGGAACUUAUUCAAGUGAACCAGCUGAAUUAAUUGUUCAUGAUGAUCGUGGUUGGUCAGAAUGGCAAGCAUUUUCUGAAUGUAAAGGUAUACCAUGUAGUAUAGGUCGUCAACGACGAAUGCGUACAUGUCUUAAUCCACCAACAAUAACGAAUAAACCUAGUUGUGAUGGAGAUCAAAUACAAGAAAGAGAAUGUUCUGUAUCUUGUCAAAAAGAUUUUUCAACAGAUACUGAUUUUUCUGAAUGGUCACCAUGGUCAAAUUGUAUUGGUAUUCCAUGUCGAAUAGGUAAACAACAACGUAUUCGAACUUGUUUAAAACAAUCUCUAUGUCAUGAUAAACAAAUACAAGAACAAGAUUGUUUUGUACCUUGUUUAAAUAAAAAUCUAUCAUCAUUAGCAUUACCUCGAACAUCAUUAAACGGUAUAUAUUCAAAUUGGACAAAUUGGUCAGCAUGUCGAUCAUCGGAUUGUACAUCUAUACGUACACGAAAAUGUUUAGAAGAACCAUGUCUUGAUUAUUUAAUUGAAAGUCGUCCAUGUAAAGAAAAUUCAUGUUCAAAUACUAAUAAUCCUGGCAGUCAAGUAUCUGCCCUCAAUGUGAUCAUUUAUUCAUCGACUGGUUUCGGUGCUCUCAUGUUUCUUUUAUUAGCUAUUCUAUUUGUUAUUAUAUAUUGUCGUCGUCGACAACGUAUAACAAGAAAAAAAGGUCUAUCAACAUAUAUUCCAUCAAAAACAACAUGUAGUAGUUGUCGUAUUGAAAAAAAUGAAUAUCCAUUUUAUUAUUCAAUACAACAAGAUACAACAUCAACAAGAUCUGGUACAUCACAUAAUAAUUCUAUAUCAUUAACAAAUUCUGAUCUUGGUAUUGAAAAAGAAAAAUUAUUAUUUUUAAAUGAAUCAUCAUUAAAUAAACAAUUUCAUACAUUAAAAUCCUUAAAUCAAAAUCAUUUAAAUAUAAUCUAUGAAAAAAUUCUACAAUCUUUACCAGAAAAUAUUGAUUUACGUUAUUUAACUGUAUCUAUACUUAACAAUACAGGUUGUUAUCUUGAAAUUCCACAUACAGGUGUAUCAUUAACAAUACCUGAAGAUGCUGUUUUACUUGAUCAAGAUCAUUUAAUAUUUCUUGCUUUACUUACUAUUGAAAAUCAAAUGCCUAUAUUAAAUAAUAAACAAACACGUUUAUCACCUGUUAUACUUAUUGGUCCAUCUGAUAUAACAUUAGUUAAACCAGCUGUACUUUCAUUUCAACAUUCAGCUAUAUUAGAAUCAUCAUGGAAAUUAAAUUUAAUGUUUACUGAUGAUAUUAUUCAUUGGAAAUCAAUAUUAACAUAUGGACAAGAAAAUAUUUCGACACCAGUUUAUUUACAAUUUAAUAAUGAACAACAAGCAUUUGUUUUAUUUGAAACAAUGGGUGCAUAUACAUUAAUUGGUGAAUCAAUAAUAAAUAAUCAUGCAUCAAAAUAUCUUCAAAUGGCUUGUUUUUAUAAUCAAUCAACAUUACGUCUUCGAUUUUUUGAUAAAACAUUAGAUGCAUUUGAACGUUGUUUAAAUGAAGAAUUUGCAAUGAAAUAUUUUCUAUGUGAUCAACCAAAAGAUUUUAUUUUACAUGAUUAUCAAGAUCAAAUAUGUAUUAAUGUUGAUUUAGAAUUAUCAACAAUAUCAAGAAUUAAUAUUGGUUAUAAAGAAAUUUCAUUAAUAUCAUUUUGGACAAAUCGUAUUGAUCGAUCAUGUUUUAUUUUUAUUAUACCAAAUUUACAAAUGAAUAAUGAUGAUAGAAUAAAUAAUUUUAUGGAUCAAUUUUCUAUCCAUAUUGAUGUUUAUCAACCAACGAUACUUGAAAAUGCAUUACAUACACGUUUAAUUAUUAAUACACAUCAUGUAAGUUUCUUAUAA
This is a messenger RNA of Rotaria sp. Silwood2, 2454 nucleotides long. The record is from the annotation of a GenBank genome assembly. NCBI's taxonomy places the organism in Eukaryota, Metazoa, Rotifera, Eurotatoria, Philodinida, Philodinidae.